Molecule: messenger RNA, 442 nt
Organism: Baudoinia panamericana UAMH 10762
Lineage: Eukaryota; Fungi; Ascomycota; Dothideomycetes; Mycosphaerellales; Teratosphaeriaceae
Exons: 1
Coding region: 107-355 (82 amino acids)
Source: RefSeq, a predicted model, not a curated record
UAUUGUGUAAGCUUGACCUAUUCUUCAGUUCACAUCACAUACUGACGAGCUACAAGUUAGGAACGCCUUCCACACCAGCCGGUAGCUAUGGCCGAUUUGCGCGGUGAUGUUGAGGUUCGCUUCGUACGCGAGAGUCCGCAGUGGAUGCUUACGGAGCCUGUCGCCUUCGCGCCGGUGCCAGCGCCGCUCAUGCUGCAGCAAACCGGGGAGUGAUAUGCAUCAACGUCCGAUGGCGGUGCCUGUCGUUGAGCGUGCGCACCUGUGUGUUUGUACAUAUGUUGUGGACUGUCCUUUGGCGCCCCUGCACGUACAUACGGGAAGUGGCGUUUUUGGUUGCGACUUUGGAUGGUGGUGAAGCAGGCACGUUGCUUCACUGGAGGCAAGCUGUGAACGGCGUACAGUACAUAUGGGCCGGGCGUGUUGGCGUACAGCAGGUGGCAAG